This is a messenger RNA of Guillardia theta CCMP2712, 891 nucleotides long. RefSeq lists its product as hypothetical. Bases 26 to 856 code for a protein of 276 amino acids. The transcript has a single exon. The record is from RefSeq and is a predicted model, not a curated record. Lineage: Eukaryota; Cryptophyceae; Pyrenomonadales; Geminigeraceae.
GGCAGCGAGGGUCAGCAAGGGAGCCAUGCUCAUGGCGGCGCUCGCGGGGGCAGCGCUUGUGAGUCUCCUCGGAUGGAGAACAGUGAGCGUUAGAGGUGGGGUAGAGCUGGAGACGGAGGGGCAGCAGCUCGCCCUGGAGAACUCCUUCUUCGACUCCAUCUUCGCUCGCGACCAAGCCAAGCAUGUCAGUGCUCGUUCGCACAAGCACAAAGCUGCGGAUGCCCACGCUGCGCCCCAACAUCAUCAGGUGGCCGAAAAGCACAAGCAUGGGAUCUCGGCCAAGCAGGAGCGAAGGCUUGACAAUGAUUUCUAUGACAGUAUGGAGAACCAGGCGGUACAGCUUACCUCGCCUCGCAAGAAGCAUCUUGCCAAAGUGAUGCAAGCCAAGCAUGCAGCGCACCGAGAGCAGGAAGCGAAGAGCUCAAGCCAUACGCAUGCGUCUUCAAACGAGAAAGCUAAAGGCUCUGCCAGACGGGACUCGGGCCGAUCGUUCAGCGAAGACUUCGCCAAGGCAAAGGAAGCGUUGAUUCGGGAGAAGGAGAAGAUGAGGCACCUGGAGGACAAGGACAACGAGAAAGCUGACCUGCAGAAGACAAAACUCGAGCGGCUGAGAGCUCACGAGCAAGCACGUCAGUACGAGAAGCAUCUCGAUGCCAUCAACAGCAAGGUUUUCCCUUCCUCCAUGGAUGACCUAGAAGCUCGCCAAGACACCACCAAGAGCGUGAGCCACGCGCUCGUCGACGACCUGCAUGCUCAGCACGCGAGUAAGAAGCUCAGGCUGCUCAAGGGAGAGGGAAGUGCUCGCUCCACUCAUCCCAUCAGCUCAUCUCAUCAGCCCAAGUCGACAGUGGGAUGAACUUGAGGCCUUGUUGUAUUAAACAUUCAACAUGG